Molecule: messenger RNA, 312 nt
Organism: Drosophila serrata
Lineage: Eukaryota; Metazoa; Arthropoda; Insecta; Diptera; Drosophilidae
Product: salivary glue protein Sgs-3-like
Source: RefSeq, a predicted model, not a curated record
AUGUUGGCAUCUAAGUAUCUCAUCCUGAUCGCGGCCAUUUCCUGCUGCCUGAGUGGCGUCCUUGCCGUCACCUGUGAAGACGAUCCCACGGACCCCGACUGCAUCGACUGCUCCACUGACACCACCAAUUCCAUAGACUGCACCACGACGACCUCAACAACCACUUCGACGGUGGCUCCUACCACCACCUCCACCACAGUGGCUCCCGUUGCUGCCGCCACCACAAAGAAAGCGGGCAACAAGAAGAAGGUCACGCUUAAGAACUUUCAGUUCAAAUCCAAGCGAACAAUAAAGGUUAACAGAUCGGGCUAA